Molecule: messenger RNA, 2070 nt
Organism: Hibiscus syriacus
Lineage: Eukaryota; Viridiplantae; Streptophyta; Magnoliopsida; Malvales; Malvaceae
Product: F-box only protein 13-like
Exons: 2
Coding region: 630-1871 (413 amino acids)
Molecular function (GO): protein binding
Source: RefSeq, a predicted model, not a curated record
GUCAGCAACCCAACAGAGCCUCCUCAGACUCCCUCCUUUGACGUCGGAGCGCCCUUCUUUUUUCUUCUUUUCUUUUACUCAACCAGGGCUACGUGUGAUUUCACUUUCUUUUAUGGUUAAAGUGCAAUAAACAAUAAACAAAAUCCUUGAGCUUUUAACUUUCACGGGACGGCCCGACCCAGAAUCCAAGGCACCCUUCUCUCUCUGUUACGGUGUUACCAUAUACUGACCUUGUCUUGCAGACUACUCUUCCUUGUAGAGCUUAGAGUUAAAGAGUCAACUCAGUAGAUUUUGUUUUGUUUUGCUUUAGCUUUUUCUUUUUCUUUUUCUUCUCUCUCCGCUCGUGUGUGGGUGAGUAAUGCGAGCCUAUUAGUGUGUGAGGCUUCACCUUCACUUUUGUUUUCGUCGGAGUAUAAAUCUUUGAUUUUGCCCUUUCACUCUUAUGCCCUCCAUUGUCAACGCUUACGAAAAGAGGAACCCCGUGAAAUUUAUUACCUCCCUUCUUCCUCUAAAGCCCGUUUACUUUCCUCUCUUUUGUUUUUUGGGACUGUUCCAAUUUUCACUAAGCUUCACUCAACGCUUCCCCUUCAGCUUCAUAUCACCAGGUUAUUUUCUGAAAUAGUCUGACGAUGGAGAAGGCUGAUGGCUGCAUUUCAUGGCCAUCUAGGAAGAGAAAGUUGCCUCAAGAAGGCAAUGAUAUGUUGAACUUCUCCUUGGAUGAGCUCACUGAUGACCUCCUUGAAAGGGUCCUUUCGUGGUUACCAACCUCGGCCUACUUUCGCCUCGGUUCAGUGUGCAAGAGAUGGAAAUCAGUUGCUGCUUCUGAAAGUUUUAAGCUGGCUUGCUCUAGGAUUCCUUCAAGGGAACCUUGGUUUUUCAUGGUGGAUGCCAAUCUUGAUCAAUCCAUUGUCUUCGACUCUGCUGAAAGAAGUUGGAAAAAACUAAAUCAUCGGCCUCUACUCUCGAAUAACUGUAACUGCAACUCCAUCCUGGUUGCAGCAGCUGGUGGGCUUGUUUGUUUCCGCAAAAUGUCCGGUGAUUACUUUGUAUGCAAUCCUGUGACAGGAUUGUGCCGGGAACUCCCUCCAGUGAAUCCGGACUCUCAUGAUCGUCCCCUUCAUGCUAUUGCAAUGAACGCAUAUUCCAAUUACCAUGGCUACUACAAGCUAGUCUUAGUCUCUGGUGAUCUUUCAAAGCUGUCGUUCAGAGUUUAUAACUCUAGUGCUGAUUGCUGGGAAGAAGAGAUUAUGUUAAGGAGAAAAACCGAUGAUUGUACCGAAUUUGAUUCGGCUGAUGACAACGAUGAUGCUGUGUACUUCCUUAGCAAAGCUGGAAACGUGGUGGCAACUAACAUGCAGAGAAGCCCAUCCAAGCAAUAUUCAUCAGUUAUGACUUCUAAAGAUGGUGAAGAGAUUGUUUAUUUCCUCAGCUCCUCUGGAACAAUUGUGGCUUGCAAUCUGACCCAAAAGCAUUUCUCUGAAUAUCCCAGACUGUUGCCCGUCUUUUUUGAGUACUCCAUCGAUGUGAUGGAGUGUAAAGGAGAGAUUUUGGUUGUUAUGUUAUCGGAAUUCUUUGAAAGUGCAAGCCUAAGGGUGUGGAGAUUUGAUGAGAAAACAAAGACCUGGAUUCAGAUUGCCAGCAUGCCUCCUGCAAUGUCACAUGAGUUUUAUGGCAAGAAAGUUGACGUAAACUGUGCCGGGGCUGGUGACCAGCUAUUUAUCUGCUUAAGCUCUGCUGAGGUUUGCAGUUAUGUUCUUUGUGACAUCGUGGCUAACGAAUGGGUUGAACUGCCCAAGUGUUGUAUGAAUGGUGAAGCCAUGGACUUUAUGUCUGCUUUCUCAUUCGAGCCAAGGAUUGAAGCUUCUGUAUGAACACUUGUUGUGGAAUCUGCGAUGUUUUGAAGGAUAUGAUAAUGCAGUCUGUGGUUCCUUUAUCUUUGCAUAAUUUAUUUUGUAAUUGUAUUCGUUUAGAGCAUUGAUAUUUUUCUCUUAUUUGAAUUGUUUAAGCAGAUCAGUCCAUUUGCUGAAUGUAUUAAUUAAUGAGUUAAUGUUAUUAGACUACUGGUUUCCA